Messenger RNA from Phanerochaete carnosa HHB-10118-sp, 1124 nucleotides. RefSeq lists its product as uncharacterized. NCBI's taxonomy places the organism in Eukaryota, Fungi, Basidiomycota, Agaricomycetes, Polyporales, Phanerochaetaceae. The record is from RefSeq and is a predicted model, not a curated record. Gene Ontology annotation, biological process: cellular response to oxidative stress. Gene Ontology annotation, molecular function: quinone reductase (NADPH) activity. Gene Ontology annotation, cellular component: cytoplasm. Bases 84 to 1118 code for a protein of 344 amino acids. The transcript has 7 exons.
CCUCACCACAGGCUCUGCGUGCCAGCACUCGCAUACAUCAAGUUUCGCGGCAUCUGUCUGUUACAGCAGCUACAAGCAACAAGAUGUCCUUCCCGAGCACCGUCCAAGCGAUUGCCAUCUCGAAGACCGGCGGAUUCGAGGUGCUCGAGAGGCAGGCCGUGCCGUUCCCGCAGCAGAGUCCAGGCCAAAUCUUGGUCAAGAUCAACUAUGCAGGUGUGAACACCAUCGACACCUACUUCCGCAAGGGCCUGUACCCCAUCAAGUCCUUCCCUCAAGUUCUGGGCAGCGAGGCGUCCGGCACCAUUGUCGCGCUCCCUACCGAUCCCAACGUACUGAACGACGCACGGUACAAGGCGCGUGGGUACAACGUUGGACAGCGGGUUGCAAUUUAUGGCCUCGGUGCACAUGCAGAGUACGUCGCGAGUAACUGGGUGCACACGUUCCCCGUGCCAGACGAGGUCGGACUGGACGUCGCGGCCGCCGCUCUCCUCCAAGGCCUCACCGUCAUCACGCAGAUGACCGAGGCGUACAACGUCCAAAAGGGCGACAUUAUCCUCGUGCACACCGUCGCCGGCGGCUUGGGCCUGCUCUUCGCCGCGUACGCCAAGUCGCGCGGUGCGACAGUCAUCGGCACGACGAGCACGCCCGAGAAGGCGGAGAUCGCCAAGUCGUACGGAGCAGACCACGUUAUACUGUACCCCAAGGAGAACACGGUGCAGCGCGUGCUCGAGAUCACGAACGGCGAGGGCGUGCAUGCGGUGUUCGACGGCGUGGGCAAGGACACUUUCAUGGCUAACUUCGAGCUGGUCCGCCGCAAGGGUACCCUUGUGAAUGUCGGCAACGCGUCCGGCGCGGUGGAGCCCAUCUCGCCUCUAAAGCUCUCCGCGAAGAAUCUCAAGCUUGUCCGUCCAAGUAUGACUAAUUACAUCACCACCGCCGAGGAGGCAGACUACUACUCUAAGGAGCUCUGGGACGCGCUCAAGAGCAAGCUUUUCAAAGUGCGCAUCUGCGGUGUGUAUCCGUUCUCGACCGAGGGGGCACGCGAGGCGCAGAAGGAUCUCACGACGCCAGGAGGAAAGCUCGCGGGAAAGAUCAUCAUCAAGGUUGCGGACGAGUGAUGUAGA